This is a messenger RNA of Cololabis saira (Pacific saury), 1847 nucleotides long. RefSeq names its product hydroxysteroid (17-beta) dehydrogenase 12b (gene hsd17b12b). The record is from RefSeq and is a predicted model, not a curated record. Gene Ontology annotation, molecular function: oxidoreductase activity. The transcript has 11 exons. Lineage: Eukaryota; Metazoa; Chordata; Actinopteri; Beloniformes; Belonidae. The coding region runs from base 104 to 1063 and encodes 319 amino acids. Gene Ontology annotation, cellular component: endoplasmic reticulum.
CGGAAGUGUCAUCCAGGAGACUGCACGCAGCUCGUUGCGUGGAGCUGCACUUUGAUCUGUUCAAGUUCACGGUCCGGAAACAGGAGUGGGACUUUUGCGGGUAAUGUCGGCCAGCGGGGAAGCCGUGUUUCGGGCCGUGGAGACGCCGCUGCUGUGGCUCGGAGCCCUGACCGCCGCCUGGCUGUCGCUGUGCUCCGCGGGCCGGCUGCUGUCCGGGGUCAGGGUGUGGUUGCUGGGCAACGGGCGGCUGGUGUGCCCGGGCGGCCUGGGCAGGUGGGCAGUUGUGACGGGAGCCACAGAUGGGAUUGGCAAAGCAUAUGCAGAGGAGCUUGGCCGCAGAGGUUUUUCCAUCGUUCUGAUCAGCCGCUCUCAGGAGAAGCUGGAUGACGUAUCAAAAUCAAUUGCCAGUAAAUGUGGGGUGGAAACCAAAACGAUUGCCGCAGACUUCAGUGCCACAGAUAUCUACUCUAAGAUUGAAGAUGGGCUUGCAGGACUGGAGAUCGGAGUGUUGGUAAACAACGUUGGAAUAUCUUAUUCUUACCCUGAAUUCUUCCUCAACGUUCCCAAUCUGGAUACUUUCAUCGACACAAUGGUCAACAUUAAUAUAACAUCGGUGUGCCAGAUGACGCGUCUUGUUUUACCGCGGAUGGUAGAGAGGAAGAAGGGCGCAAUCCUUAACAUCUCGUCUGCCAGUGGGAUGUACCCUGUCCCUCUCCUUACAGUCUACUCCGCCUCCAAGGCAUUUGUGGACUUCUUUUCACGAGGACUUCAAGCUGAAUACAAGAGCAAAGGGAUCAUCAUUCAGAGUGUUUUGCCAUUCUUCGUUGCCACCAAGCUGAGUAAAAUCCGGCGGGCGACGCUGGACAAGCCCAGUCCCGAGCGCUACGUUGCAGCUGAGCUCAGCACCGUGGGGCUCCAGACGCAGACCAACGGCUACCUGCCACACGCUAUUAUGGGUUGGGUGACUACGGCUCUGCUCCCAGCCAAGAUGCUCAACAGCUACGUGAUGGGGAUGGGUUUGUCCCAGCGUGCUCGUUACCUCAAAAAGCAGAAGCAGGGAUAGAUGGAUCAGCAGAGGCUGGAGCUGCGUGGACAGACAGAGGGAACAGCUGCGUUAAUGACCCGUCCAACUACCGUCAUCCUCAUGGACCAAGCAGAGAAAAUUGGACUAUUUUCUAGGCAACAUCUCAGUAUUACAAUUGUUCAGUCCAAAAUAACAUUAAAAAAGAGCAAACAAAGAAAAAACAUUUGGACCAAGUGGUGCUCCUUCAAUAAACAGCUUUAAUGGAAAAAUUCAAAUCAAAUCCAAAACCGUACCGUCAUUCUUCCCAAUGUGAUGAUGAAUUAAGCCUAGAAUAGAUUGAAGAGAUUGAUUUAGGUUUGUGGCUGAUGUGAUGCUUCUGUACGUCACUGUAGCUCAGAGCUAUUUGAUAAAGCUCUGGAGUUCGUAUUUAACUUCUUUUGUCUUUUCUAAAGAAAGCACUAAAACGAGGAGUUGUAAUGAUUGAUAACUAAUAAUUCAAUUUUUGUUUACUGAAAUAACCCUUUCAUCUUUGUACUUUUCUGUAAAACGGUUCAGUUCAUGUGUUCAUAUAGCAUGUCUGCGCACAGUGUGAUUACUUGUCUCGACUGGUUUUUAGUCAACUUCCCAGUGUUUGAAUACUUCCACAUAACAUUUCGCUCACAUUAACUGCUGAAGAAACUGCUGAAGAGAAAACAUGUUUUGCUCAGGAGCAGCAGCUUUAUCUGGCAUCUGUGUUGUUUUUGAGUUAUCCGGACAUUUGUGUCAAACUCCAAAGACAUUGCAGUUGUGCUUCCUGUCAUUAAUAAAUAUGCUUUUCAAAUUA